Molecule: messenger RNA, 306 nt
Organism: Exophiala viscosa
Lineage: Eukaryota; Fungi; Ascomycota; Eurotiomycetes; Chaetothyriales; Herpotrichiellaceae
Product: microsomal signal peptidase 12 kDa subunit-domain-containing protein
Exons: 3
Coding region: 1-306 (101 amino acids)
Biological process (GO): protein targeting to ER
Cellular component (GO): endoplasmic reticulum membrane; signal peptidase complex
Source: RefSeq, a predicted model, not a curated record
AUGGACGCCGUCAUCAGCCAGAUCCAAGAUCUGUUCGAAGGCCAGAUUGACUUCGACGGUCAACGCCUGGCUGAGACAAUUUCUAAUGCCAUUCUGACUAUUACAUCGCUCAUCGCCCUAACAGUUGGAUUCAUCCAACAAGAUAUUUACUUGACCAUGUGGAUUGGCCUAGCUGGGACGGCGUUGGCAAUGCUACUGGCUGUGCCUCCCUGGCCGGUCUACAAUCAGCAUCCUCAGCCGUGGUUAGGGUCAAAGUCUGCGUUGCCGCCAGGCGGGAUCAUGGUAGGAGGAGCGCCAGGAAAAUAG